CUUACUUGAUAAAAAGAUGAGAAAUGAACAGACAGUGAAGGCCAAUAAUGUCAAUUAACUCAACGGUCCUAUGAUGAGUUGAUGCCGCUUUUGAAGUUUUGUGCCUCUCUCUAUGUUUCUCUCUGCUUUUUCUUUGCUUCAAAGCCUUCCUUUCUUCACAAUCUCAUCUCCAAUUUCACACUGCACAAAAACAGAGAAAAAACCCUCUCAGCGCAGCGUUUCCUCUUCAACAAUGGCAGAUUCAAUUCCACAUCCGAAGCCUAUUCGCUCGCCAACAAACGCUAAGGCCCAUAGUCACAAUCACUUCUUGUUCAAGGCCCUCUUCUUCGCACUGUUUCUCUUACUCCUUCCUAUGUUUCCUUCAGAAGCACCAGAUUUCCUCAACCAAACCGUCUUCACCAAGUUCUGGGAGCUCCUCCAUCUUCUUUUCAUCGGCAUUGCUGUCUCCUAUGGCUUGUUCAGUCGCAGAGUGUACAAUGAAACUAAUGGUGAUUCGCAGGCAUUUGUUUCUGGUGAUGGGUUUCAUGUUUCGUCCAUUUUUGAUAAUAAUCCAGGUGGGUUUGAUGAGAAGUAUGCGUACUAUGGAGGUGAGUAUACUAUCCCUGUUAGUAGCGUAGUUAGUCAAAAUGGGUUUGAUUUUUCAUACGGGAAGGGUGAGAAUGAUGUGACCGUUCAAGGUUGGAAUUCUCAGUAUUUUCAAGGAGAAUCCAAGGUUGUAGUGGCUCAACCAAAUCAAGGUCUUGAUUUUCAGUAUAAGCCACUGGGAUUGCCUGUUAGAAAUCUAAGAUCAAGAGUGAAUAGCCCAGAUAGUUCUUCUUGUUCAAUUAUGAAGAGUUCAUCAUCUAAUUGUUCUGAUAGAAAAAUUGGGAAUUUUGGGGAUCGGGGUUCUGUUAAUUUGGAUGAAAAGUUCCAGGAUACCACCAUACCCAUGCCUUCUCCUAUUCCGUGGCGUUCCAGAUCUGGAAGGAUGGAAAUGAGAGAAAAUUUGGGUGCUUUGCCUUCUCGACCUCCUCAUUCUAGGCCUCAAUCAGUGGAUGAAACCCAGUUUGAAACCCUCAAAACUGGAUCUUUCAGGUCCACAAUGCCCUCAUACUCUUCUCAGAGUAGUUCAAGCGUGCAUUCACCAAAUAGGGUCUCUCCCACACACUCUACUUCUUCAGAAGAACAGAGCUCAGGAGGAGAAGAAUCUGUACAAGACGAGAGUCCUCGUCACUAUUCUCCUCUGGCUUCGCAGUCACCACCAAUGAAAGGUAAAGCUCCAUUGAAUUCCUUGCACUCUAGUCAGAAAAGUUAUGCUUGCUUUUCUGAGAAUGAUGUGAAGGAAAAAUUAGACUACAAUUAUAUGGAUGAAGCAAGAGAUGGGUAUUUGUAUGGUUUUGAAGAAAGAGGAAGGAUUUUGUCGAAUCACUCUCGACAUUGUAGCAAUGGAUCGUCGUUUGAGAAGGAAUUGAAGAGAAACUUUAAUAAUCAUUCUCGGCAUUGUAGCAAUGGAUCGUCGUCUGAGAAGGAAUUGAAGAGAAACUUUAAUAAUCAUUCUCGGCAUUGUAGCAAUGGAUCGUCGUCUGAGAAGGAAUUGAAGAGAAACUUUAAUAAUCAUUCUCGGCAUUGUAGCAAUGGAUCUUCGUCUGAGAAGGAAUUGAAGAAAAACUUCAAUAAUCAUUCUCGGCAUUGUAGCAAUGGAUCUUCGUCUGAGAAGGAAUUUGAGAGAAACUUCAAUAAUCAUUCUCGGCCUUGUAGCAAUGGAUCUUCAUCUGAGAAGGAAUUGGACAGAAACUUCAACAAUAAUUUUCAGCAUCGUAGCAAUGAAUCUUCCUCUGAGAAGGAGUUGGAGAGAAACUUCAAUGAUAGCUUGAACAACUUGGGGUUGCAGAGAAAGGAGAAUUCAUUGAACGGUAUAGAGAUGGGAAUGAAAUCUUCUAAUAAAAAAUUGCAAAGAAGCUCAAAUGAUGAGAUGAGAGAUCUAGAUGAGAAAAAAAGAGAGUAUUGGUUGGGUAGAAAAGAGGGGAGGAGGAUUGAUUCUUCAAAGCAGGAGAUGAAACCAGAAAAUGGUGUCAAAGCUUCAUUGAAGGGUAAAUCUGUGAGGACUUUUCGUGGCAGUCGUUAUGCCAAAGAGGCAUUUGAAUUUGGAGAGAGAUUUGAAAAUGAAGUCAAUGACAAUCAUCAGAAGAGAGAAAAUCAAGAAGUUAAUGAAAAAGUUGCUGAAGAGCCUUCGAAGGAAAAGAGCAUUGAGAAAGCUGAAAACUUGGGAGCAAGUUCAGAUGAAGAAGCAAAAGCUACGUCUAAUAGUACUGUAAACGAUGCAGGGCCUGAGCUUGAUGAGGUUGAUAAAAAAGCUGGUGAAUUCAUAGCAAAGUUUAGAGAGCAAAUUAGGCUUCAAAAAGUGGCUUCAUUCAGAAAAUCAAGAGGGCUGCAUGUAAAUGGUAACUAUUUUAUGUAAAAUGUAGAGUUUGCUAACACAAGGUGAUGAAGGUAUGGCUCUCUCCAAUCUUCAUCCUUGGAAUUAAAAGUUCAUUGAUUCUUCAUUUUCUUGUUGAUGGAAUUGCUUUGCCAUUUGCAUUA
Molecule: messenger RNA, 2559 nt
Organism: Tripterygium wilfordii
Lineage: Eukaryota; Viridiplantae; Streptophyta; Magnoliopsida; Celastrales; Celastraceae
Exons: 1
Coding region: 113-2437 (774 amino acids)
Source: RefSeq, a predicted model, not a curated record